AUGGUUGUCCCUAAGGCUAAAGUACCGGAUGUUCUACAGCUGUACCAUAGUGGUUGUUCAGGAGGCCACCUGGAAGUUAAACGAACUCUACUGAAGAUCCGAGAACGGUUUUUUUGGGUCCACUGUCGUGACGAUGUCGAGGACUGGUGCCGCAAAUGUACAAGUUGUGCGGCUGUAAAGGGACCUCAAAUUCUUAGUAGAAGCGCAUUGAAAUUGUACAAUGUUGGUGCACCAUGGGAGAGGAUAGCCAUUGACGUUGCGGGGUCGUUUCCGGAAAGUGAAAGUGGUAACAAGUAUUUCAUGGUUAUGAUGGAUUACUUUACUAAGUGGCCAGAAGUCUUCGCCAUUCCAAAUCAAGAAGCUUCAACAGUUGCAGAUAAACUAGUUCAUGAAGUCUUCUGUCGUUUUGGAGUACCCUUAGAGAUUCACAGCGAUCAAGGAAGGAAUUUCGAGUCUCAAAUAUUCCAGGAAACUUGCAGAGUUAUGGGUACUCAUAAAACACGAACAACUUCUUACCACCCACAAUCUGAUGGAAUGGUAGAACGAUUUAACCAGACAUUAGGAGCACUGGCCUUCAUCCAUUCCAGAAUCGGCUUAAUGUCCGAAUCUUCCUGCUGUGCAUGCUGUAGGCUGUCCUUCCACUCAUUGCUGAGCUGGUCUGUCCUGAGCAUUCUCACAGAUACCACUUCCUUACCCUCUUGCCUAGUACAAUGCUUGCAAUCUUCAGGGCAAGGUCUUCUUGACAAUGCAUCUGCAUUGCCAUGA
Messenger RNA from Parnassius mnemosyne (clouded apollo), 765 nucleotides. The record is from the annotation of a GenBank genome assembly. Lineage: Eukaryota; Metazoa; Arthropoda; Insecta; Lepidoptera; Papilionidae.